GCAAUAACGGUUGUGAAAAAUGACAAUUAAAAAAGUGAGGUUAGGUUGGGUUGAAUGGAUAUUUCGUAUCUUGUGAGUUUACUUUUUGUGGUUGUUUCUAAUAUGAAAGAAAAUCUUCGAGGAUACACUGAUGUGGUUAGGUUGGGUUAAAAAAGUACUUCGAAAACGUUGGCCGAAUUACUUUUUGUGGCUGUUUCAAGCGAGAUCGCUUCUUAUGGAUCGCUAAUAUGAAAGAAAAUCUUCGUGGACGCACUGAAUAUUGCGUUGAAUUCGAAGUUUUAAAAGCUUCAAAAGCUUGUAGAAAAGAAGAAACGUUUAACGCGCUCAAAGAAGGUGAAAGGAUUUGUGUUAAAUGCGAAUCGGAAGCUCUACAUAAAUCUUUAGGAUGGAGAUGUCAAGGUCAUGGAGUUUCGGGACGAAUCACGCGGUGGUCCGCGUUUUCGGCGCCUCAUUGCCACGGAAAAUGGUUGAGAGCGCAACCGGAAGGCGAUAAAAUGUGCGUGGAAAAGAACUGCACCGGAAACACGACGUUUAUAUUCGUUUAAACGACGGAAAGAAAGAAAUGAGGAAUCAAUGACCAAGAAAUGAAAAGGUUUUUAAUUUUUUUUUUAAUACUUUAAAAA
This is a messenger RNA of Onthophagus taurus, 623 nucleotides long. NCBI's taxonomy places the organism in Eukaryota, Metazoa, Arthropoda, Insecta, Coleoptera, Scarabaeidae. The record is from RefSeq and is a predicted model, not a curated record.